Molecule: messenger RNA, 2502 nt
Organism: Tachysurus fulvidraco (yellow catfish)
Lineage: Eukaryota; Metazoa; Chordata; Actinopteri; Siluriformes; Bagridae
Gene: tcf25
Product: transcription factor 25 (basic helix-loop-helix)
Exons: 18
Coding region: 103-2115 (670 amino acids)
Cellular component (GO): RQC complex
Molecular function (GO): protein binding
Source: RefSeq, a predicted model, not a curated record
UGUACUGGUAGUGCUUCCGUGUGAACGUCCAAUCAGAUCCUGUCGUGACUUUUGUUAUGGCUGUGUUUGUUUGGAGCGGCUUUAUAACGAAGCAGCAGUAAAAUGUCGAGCCGAGCGCUGAGGAGACUGAAAGGGAAACAGCGGGGACAAGAGGACAUCAACAUCCAGGACCUGAAGCUGGGCGCUGGAGAAGGAAAAGGAGCAGAAUUAGUGGAGGAGGAAGAAGAGGAAGAGGAGGAGGAGGAGGUUAUACAGCCGGCCAACAGCAGCCACAAAGCCAAGAAAAUAAGGAGCAAAAAUCAGAAUAAUAUCAACAACAUUUAUGAACUGAUUGGUGAAGCAGCUGAUACCGACGGCAACAAAACCCAGAGUGACGAGGAGAGAGUCUCGGUACCAGUAAAGCAAGAAAAGUCUGACUCCAAUGAAAAGACAAGCAAUAAGAAAAAGAAGAGGAAGAAGAAGAGGAAAAAGGCAGCUGCUGCAGACGCACCGGAGGAGCCAGAUAAAGGUGACGACAUCGACGCUUUACUAAAGACCAUAGAGAAGGAGAACAGUUUGUCAGUUCAGACUGAGGAUGGUGGAGUUUCAGGACACAGACCUGUGCUGUAUGUUGAACACAGGAAUCUGAACCCUGAGACUGAAUUAAAGAGAUAUUUUGGAGCUCGGGCUGUGCUCGGAGAACAAAGACCCAGGCAGAGACAGAGGCAGUUUCAUCGCAGCACAUGGAUGACUUCCCCUAAAGACACGUGGGCUCGCUUUAGUCGACCAGGUAUUUCCAUGGGUCUGCUGGAGUCCACAGGCGGCCUCCAGUUCUUUGCGUUCGAGCACAGCCGCGAUUACCAGCAAGUCCAGUUCAAGUUCCUCGAUGCUGUGGAGUCUAUGGAUCCUAACAACAUUGUGGCACUGUUACAGCUGAACCCCUACCACAUCGACUCCCUGCUGCAACUCUCUGACGUGUGUCGCAUUCAGGAGGACCAGGAGAUGGCCAGAGACCUGAUCGAGAGGGCUUUGUACAGCUUUGAGUGUGUGUUCCACCCCAUGUUCAGCCUCACCUCAGGGACCAGCAGGUUGGAUUACCGAAGAACAGAGAACAGAGCGUUCUAUCUGGCGGUUUAUAAGCACAUGAUGUUCCUGGAGAAAAGAGGAUGUCCACGCACCUCUCUGGAGUACUGCAAACUUAUCCUGAGUCUGGACCCGGAUAACGAUCCUCUGUGCAUGCUGCUGCUGAUCGAUUUCCUGUGUCUGCGCUGUCGGGAAUACAGCUUCCUCAUCCGACUGUAUGACGAGUGGGAGGCACAUCGGAACCUGUCCCUGCUGCCUAACUUUGCCUUCUCUGUAGCUCUGGCUUGCUAUCAUGUGAGUCAGCAAGAGGAGACGACACCCGAGGAUAGCCAAAGCAUGAAGAUCAGAUCCGACACACUGCUUCAGAAUGCGCUUAUCUUCUUUCCUGGAGUGCUGAUGCCUUUGUUGGAUCAUUGCUCGGUCCAGCCCGAUGCUGCCGUGUCGUCUCACGCGUACUUUGGUCCCAAAAGUCGCUUGGGGCAGCUGCCUGCUCUGUUGGAGCUCAUGGGUCUGUACGUGGGUCGCUGUCACAGCCUGUGGAAGGAGGCAGGAGUGAUGCUGUGGAUGGAGGGAAACGUUCGGGAGGUGUUGAGGAGGGUCGAUGAGAAGGACCCGCUGGUGGACGAUGCCCAGAACAAGAGGAAGCAGAGAUACCAGAGCGCUCCCAGGAACAUUCACAGACACGUACUUCUUUCUGAGAUUAAGGAAGCCACAUCUGCACUGCCUCUGGAAGUGACCACACAGCCAGUGAUGAGUUAUGAUCCACUUCCUCCUCUGGAUUCUGUCGCCUCUUACACCAGGCCAGAAAGGUCGAAUCCGAGAGCCUCGAACGUGAGCACUUUGUCGCUGUUGGUCCGCUCCUUGUUGCCCAACUUCAACCUGCAGGGUGGACAGAGACCUGAGGAAGACCUGGAAGUGGCACGUGCUGGUCAAGACCUGAACCAGGAAGUUAACCGACUGAUGGUAGCCAUGAGGGACAUGCUGGCAAACAUCCAGUUCCAGGAUCCGCCGAGGGACGACAACCAAGACCGAGACGAGGAGGAGUGGAACUGAGAUCGGGAACUAGACCCAAAGAGGAGAAAAUUAUGACAAGACAAGAGGACAGACCAAAAGUUAUCGACCCUUAAUUAUGCCGAAUCAUCCAGACUCUAUGAUUAUAUUUGAUAUUGACAUAUGCUUUUAUCCAGAGCGACUUAACGGUGUUAAUCUCAGCAUAAUGCUAUGCAGCCACGGCUUAAGGGUUUUCCUCACGGACCUAACACUGGUUUCUAGAUUUCAACAAUCAGAUCAGAUAUCAGAUACUUUACCUAUUAAAAUUCAGAGCAGAUCCAAGUCAUUAAUCAGUCCAUAAAAUAUCCGACUCAUGAAUAAGACUUGUAUUAAAAAAGUUAGUGAUAAAUUCUCUCAAUCUUUUUAUCGAUUAAAAGACUUUUGCCUGGG